This is a messenger RNA of Linum trigynum, 3000 nucleotides long. Lineage: Eukaryota; Viridiplantae; Streptophyta; Magnoliopsida; Malpighiales; Linaceae. The record is from the annotation of a GenBank genome assembly.
CUAAAUUUUAUUUAAGUAAUUACUAUUUAAUUAGUAAUAACAAUUUUCAGUUUUUCACCCUUAAUUGGCUAUUUCUGUUGGGCCUUGCUGGGCUCCCUUCAUUUUCCAUAUGGGCCCAUCCGCAUUGUACGAUGUGAGUUAAAUUUGGGCCAAUCAACUUCUUUCUUCCAGGUCUAUCUAUACCCAAAUGGGCCCCGCUUUUCUGCUCUCUUUCUCUUUCCUUUUCGCCUUCUCCUCCAUUCACCACUUGUUUUCUUCUUUUUUCAUUUCAUCUGUCUUUCUUCUCCAUUUCCUCCCUGAAAUCCCUCGUCUCUCCUUCACCGACCCGUUUCCGUCGGUCGCCCUUCUUCUAUUUACCAAUUCCUCAAGCCGAAAAUCUCUCCCUAACUGAUUUCCCAACCCACGUUCCCAGAAUCCCACUUCUCUCUCCCGAUUUCGAUUUCUUCCCUCCUAAUUUCAGCUUCUUCUUCCCACUCUUUCCAUUUUCUCGACCAACCCCUUCGCCGGCAGCUGGGGUCUCUCGCCGCCGUCGCUGUUUCAAGCAUCCAAUUCUCCUUUUUCGUCGGCGUCGCUUCUGGAAUCCUGAUCACUACUACCCAGUUGAGAUUCGGUUCGUUCUGGAUUACUCGAGGUUUGUUGCUGCUUCAGAUUCUGUGAUUCUUAGUUAGUUCGGUGAAUUAGCUCUUCCGGUGGUUGAUUCAAAGGCUGAGCUGGAAUAGCUGGGGACAGAGAGAGAGAUAGAGAUAGAGAAUUGAGAGAAAGAGAGAGUUGGGAUGAAGAGAGGGAAAGACGAUGAGAAGAUGAUGGGGCCAUUGUUCCCGAGGCUACAUGUGAAUGAUACAGAGAAAGGGGGGCCGAGAGCGCCUCCAAGGAACAAGAUGGCCCUUUAUGAGCAGCUUAGCAUUCCUUCUCAAAGGUUCAAUUCUGGGGUUUUGCCUCGUACACCAAGUAACCUGGCUCCUCCUGGGUCUUCCAGCCAGGCGGGUGGGCUUGGAAGGACUUUAUCAUCGCCACCUACCCUAGCUCAUCAACUGCAUUCUUUCCAGCCCAGUGCCGGGAACUCGAACGGUUCUUUACCGCCACGUGAGCAGAAGAAGAAGGCUGGAGAUGAAGAUGAUUUCACUGUUCCAGUAUUUGUUCAUACAGGUCUGUCCAAGUUGCUGAGAAAACAUUCUAAUGUGGAAGAGCUAGCUCCAUUUAGCUCGAUGAUUUCAGGUCAUCGCAAUAAAGCUCGGAAUGCCGGUGAUAAUGGUGCAUGUGCAUCAUCUAUUGACCCCCAUUCGAGACAUGGAGGAAACCCAUGCAUUCCAAGUGAUAAUAUGCAGAGUAGAGAAAACUUUACCGAGUCUGGGGACGAAGCGAAUGAACAGCCAAAAAAACGUUCUCAAGGUAGUCAACAACAGCCUGCAUGGUUGCAGUCAAAUGACUGUGCACCAGGUGGAGCUGUUCCUGAGCUGCGGCCGAAGGAGACAGAGAAAAUUGAUGUUCUUGUGCGGAAGGGCAGCUUGGGUUCCAGUGAAGAGCCCUGUACCCUCAACGAGGGCAGUGGCACUUGUGUUACCACGGUGGACGUGUCAAUACGAGUGAGAAAUACUGAUAAAAGUGAUGAUGCAUCCGAGACAUCCAUUGUGGACACUGUCGAACCCUUGGAUGUUUCUCCUGAUGAUGUUGUGGAUAUGAUUGGUCAGAAACAUUUCUGGAAAGCUAGAAAAGCAAUUGUCAAUCAACAAAGAGUUUUUGCGGUUCAAGUGUUUGAGUUGCAUAGACUCAUCAAGGUUCAACAGCAUAUUGCUGGUUCUCCACAUCUCUUGGUGGAUGAGAGCAACUACCUCACAAAAUCCUCCAUUCCAGGCUCCCCAAUGAAGAAGCUUCAAACCGAGUAUGUCCUGCUGCAGCCGGCACGUGGUACCAAACGGAAAGACGAUUCGCAAGAACCUACCAAUAAUAAGAUGGAAGGUUCUGCAGAGAAUGCAGUAGUUGGGAAGUCUCUAGGAAACCACAGUCAGCCAUCAUCAACCCACAGGCUGCCUCAUGCAGCAAACCAAGUUCCAGUUCCAGCAAUUACCGACAGCAACAACACGACGAGUUCAUGGAGUUUCCACCAAGCCACUGGCCAGCACUGGUUGGUCCCCGUCAUGUCACCUACCGAAGGACUCGUGUACAAACCUUAUGCACCCCCUGGACCGAUGGGACCUGGUGGUGGAGGAUAUGGACCAUACGGCCCUCCUCCUGUAAUGGGCAACUUCAUGAACCCAGGUUACGGCGUUCCAACUUAUUUCCAACAAGGAAUGGGUUGCUUCCCUCCGUAUGGUUCGAUGAUGAACUCUGCUCUCUCGGGGUCAGCAGUUGACCAGCCGAACCACUUCCCUGGAUCAGGCUCCCAUGGUCAAAUCAGUCAGUUAUCUGGAAGUGGCGCGAAUUUUAACGCUCAACAUAAUGUCGAACUAGCCACACAAAAGCGUGGUGCUGUUUCGGUGUCGGAGAUUCGAGUAUCCACUAAAGAAUCCGAGCUGCAAAGAAGCACCGCGAGUAGCAUUAGCGAGCGAGUGGAAGUAGCCGGGACCAUUCACCACCAAGGCGACAGAACCGACGAUGCACCUCUCCAUCUCUUCCCAAGAGCUCCUUCUGCAUUUGGCGCUCCUCCUCAACGAGCAGCCCACGCAUCUAGAGUGAUCAGGGUCGUGCCUCAUAACUCCAGGUCUGCAACCGAAUCAGCAGCUCGGAUCUUUCAGUCCAUACAAGAAGAGAGGAAGCAAAAUGAACCUGUCUAGAGUGAUCUUUCUGGUAACGGUAUGUAAUCUUUGCUGUUCUUUGAUUAUUGUUGUUGUUGUUGUUUUUUUUUACCCCAUUGCCUUUAGUAGAAGCUAUUCUGGAAUGCAGAUACGCCGUGCGUGUCUGCCGAGAUCGAUCGACAUGAAAACUGUGUCCCCUAGAGUAAAAAUGUACUUCCAAAUUCCAAUCUUUGCUGGUUUUCAGUACUGAUAAAUGUGUUUGUGAUUA